Messenger RNA from Cryptotermes secundus, 5152 nucleotides. It is a transcript of the gene Lgr1, whose product is annotated as follicle-stimulating hormone receptor. The record is from RefSeq and is a predicted model, not a curated record. Gene Ontology annotation, biological process: G protein-coupled receptor signaling pathway. Gene Ontology annotation, molecular function: protein binding; protein-hormone receptor activity; G protein-coupled receptor activity. NCBI's taxonomy places the organism in Eukaryota, Metazoa, Arthropoda, Insecta, Blattodea, Kalotermitidae. Gene Ontology annotation, cellular component: membrane.
AACUACAAUGACAUAAAAUCCGUGGAUGGUUGGGCCUUCAACGGGUCGGAAAUAGCAAAACUGAGUCUGAAAGGAAAUAAAGAGCUAUCUAAACUCUCCAACGAAGCGUUCCAGGGCCUCAAAAGUCUCACUGGCCUGGACCUAUCGGAGACAGCGAUCACGCAUCUGCCGACCGGGGGGCUGGAGGGUCUUGACAUCCUGAGGAUUGAGGACACAGAGUCACUCAAAGUCAUUCCGUCUGUUUACAGCUUCAAGCACCUGAAGGAGGCGUGGCUGACGUAUUCAUUCCACUGUUGCGCCUUCAAGUUUCCUGCACGCCAUGAUCCUGCAAGGCAUGCGUUGCACCAGGCAUAUCUCGCCAAGAUGCGUGAGAACUGCCCCAAAGAGCACGACGACACAGGGCAGCGAAAGAAGCGGUCCACAACACACACCAUGUGGAUGGGGUCCUUUUCCGACUUUAUCUCGUCGCCAGCCGACUAUAUUCCCACCCUCUCGUACAACGAUCUCUGGGACCCCACCUACGAGGACGGCCGCAGUUUCGGGCCGAUAUCCGCAGAGAGCUACCAGCCACUGAUGAACAGCGAGCUGCGUUCUGAUCAGGCAGUCCCUGAGGGUCAGCAAUGGCAUAGCAGCGCGGACCCAAUCAAGCUGGGAGCAGGUAGUGACGGCCCUGCAGUAGACCAUGGUACAUUCCAUCAAACCACCGCCGAGGUCACGACCAAAUUCCAAGCGAUGUGUGGGAACCUCUCCACAAGUUCGAUCCAUGUGAAGUGCUGGCCAGAACCCGACGCCCUGAACCCCUGUGAGGAUAUCAUGGGCUUCACGUGGUUGCGUGUCAGUGUAUGGUUCGUUGUGGUCACGGCUGUGCUUGGCAACCUAGCCGUGCUUCUCGUGUUGCUUAGCAACGUGCUCGAUCUCACAGUGCCCAAGUUCCUGAUGUGUCACCUCGCCUUUGCUGAUCUCUGCAUGGGCGCCUACUUGCUGAUCCUCGCCGUCAUGGACGUCCACUCUAGCGGCGUCUAUUUCAAUUUCGCUUAUGGCUGGCAGAUCGCAGGCGCGGGCUGCCAAGUUACUGGUUUCCUCACAGUUUUUGCUAGUCAGCUGUCCAUUUAUACACUCUCUAUACUAACUCUGGAGCGCUGGUUCGCCAUCACUUACGCCAUCUAUCUAAACAAGCGACUGAAGCUGCGCGCAGCGGCACGGAUAAUGGCGGCAGGGUGGACGUACUCUGUGAUAAUGGCGGCACUUCCUCUCUUUGGUAUCAGCAGUUAUUCCACUACCAGCAUAUGCCUCCCCAUGGAGACGAAGGAUCUGAAGGAUGUAGCGUACCUGAUCUCCCUGCUCGUGAUCAACGGGCUGGCAUUUGUUGUGAUCUGCAUCUGCUACGCGCAGAUCUACUUCUCGCUGGGGCGCGACACCCGACGGUGUGGCAGCCCUGGGCGCUCCGGUGCCCCUACCUCUGGGGAGAUGACUGUCGCCAAAAAGAUGGCGCUACUCGUCUUCACAGACUUCGCCUGCUGGGCACCUAUCGCGUUCUUUGGGCUCACGGCCGUCGCGGGCUACCCUCUCAUUGACGUCACUCGCUCCAAGAUUCUCCUUGUUUUCUUCUACCCUCUCAACUCCUGUGCGAAUCCAUACCUCUAUGCGAUACUCACGACACAGUACAGGAAGGACCUCUUCGUCCUUUUAGCAAGGUACGGCUUAUGUAUGGAGAAAGCCCAGCAGUACAAAAUGACAUACUCGCUAGCGACGACCAACAACUCGAACCCAGUUCCUCUAGUUCAGCGCAGCAUGAUUGUCAUUGUUCCGCCCAGCACAGCCCAAAAUGGCCACACCAACGGCAGUGUCAGGACCAACAACAGCCAACAUGCCGAGGUUUACGUGUGAUGUUGCAUAGUCAGAGUGGCCAGUAACUAAGCGAUGUGACGCUCUUAUGUUGAGUUUGUUAUGAAUUCAUAUUUUGUAACAUUGCUCGAUAAAUUAUUUAACGACGUUGUAUCAAGGUCGUUUAUUAUCGGCGAUGUUGUUGAUAAUGUAUCAACAGUGAGUGGAUUACUUGGGUGAAAAUUAAGAGAAAAGAAAAAAAUCCCUGAAGAAAACGAAAGUUGAUCUCUAUAAUUGUUCCCCAGUACUCGUACGCUUUUCAAAGAAAACAUGUCGAAUCUGUGAUCUGGAGCGCUUGUCGAAGGAUAAGUUAUUUAUUCACGCUGCAUAUUAUGGAAGUUACUGCCGACAGUGUCUGUGCAGUGGACUAUACUACAGGGAACGGACACGGUGACUGGUAAGAAGACUUUUUCACCAACCGAAGCAGAUAUUUUGCGAUAACUACAUGCCAAAUAUUAAAUUUUCCCACAGGGGAGCUAAGAAUGUGUAUAGUUCUGUUUCAGAAGUUGUGAUCAGUGGAACUCUUUUCAGAAGCAGCAACAGCGGCUAUCCUGACUGAGGUAUUUUGUGAUUCUUCUUAAUCCCUUGAGGCAAAUUCCACGAUAGUACCGUCAUUUGGCCACGACCGCUCUUCCCUUACCCUUUCCAAUUUAUCAUUCAUCACUCGUCGUACCAUUCGAAGUUGCAUAGCAUAGCUACCGACACUGUCGUGACAUAACCUCAAAAUGAAUCUAGUCUUUCAAAACAAAUUAAGAAAUUAAAUAAUAAAAUUACUUCUACAAGAAAUAAUCUCUCCCAUCAAAUGCACAGUGAAACCAACUCUAAAAGAAUGUCCUGGAAUUAAAAAAAACAUGGCCAGUUUUUUGUUUGUGGUAAGGACAGUUUUGUUACUGUAGUGGUUUCCAAAAUGUGACCAUCCCUGUAAAGGGAAGGGUUAGUUGGUUAGGGAGAACUCUGCAUAUUUGAUGAAAGUUACAUGGUAAAAUUGAAUUGAUUCCAAUUAGCAAAAUGUCAUAAUUCGAUUGUUAGAUUUUAUGAAUGUUUAGAAUAUUGUUAAAUAUUAUUAAUAGGACCGGAUUUUCAGUUGUGAGGGCCCUGGGGCAAUCGAAAUCUGGAGGCAUAUAUCAAUAUCACCAAAUUAGGUUAUGAUUUUUAUUUUCGAUAUUUUAGAAAAGUAGAUUUAAUAAAAUAUGUGGAUUCUGUUUGUGUUUCGUGGAGGUCCAGGGUGUUUCGCCCCUAAAUCCAGCUCUGAUUGUUAAUUGAAUAAAACUUAUAAACGGCCUUCAGUUUUAUAACGUUGUGAAUUUUUUGGAACAGACCGACGUUUCGCAAGAAUAUAUUGCCUUCGUUUUCAGUGUUGAAGAGUAAAGCAAAUAAGAAACCAGGUGACUCAGAGGGUAAAUUAUUCUUGCCUCCGAAACGUCGGAUUUUCUCGGAAUUAUACGGCAUUGCAACUCAGAAAUAGUCACCGCAGUGAAGUAUGAAAUCAGUAUAAAAAAGUUAUUGAUUUUAAAAUUUAAAACCCGAGGAAACUGUUCUCUAUGCACACAGUAAAUUAUGAACGGGGUGCAGUGAAAUGUGCAGAGCUGGAAGUGCCAUGUAGGUACAAAUUUGGGAAUAGUUCUCUACUGCAUGACACGGUAGAAGUGUAUUUAUGUCCAGGAUCAUAGUGUAUCGAACAAAUGAAUAGCAGAAAGGUGUCCUCCUCUGGAGUACACACGCUGGCUUCAUGGCAUAUUGCUAUUCUUAACGUGACCAUUAAUUGGUGCCAUCUGAAUAUAUUGUGCAACAAUUUAAAUUUGUUGUUGUGUAGUUGUGGUGACUGUGGACGGGGUUUGGAUUGGUGACUGUUUAUUGACCACUUAUACACACAAUUCCCAACUACAAGUAAUUACGGCGGCAUCACUAAUCUCCACAUUUUUCAAACCACUUCUACAAACACAAAGUCUUCUCCAGCCUUCAUUGUCUUCACUAGUCGUUUACUGGUAAUGGCUCCUAGCAGUGGAGAUUCUUCAGUUUCCGCCCUCAUGCCGUUCAUAGCUGGCUACAGUCUCACAACCGAACUGCCUCUCAACUUAAAGUCAAAGUCAGAGUUACUUUACGACUGGAGGUUUACCGCCAAUCACUUCGUCUUGGCUCCAGGCCCUUUGAGACCCACGACCAAAGAUACUAUUUUCCCAACUGAACACUUGAAAUAAUAAUCCUUAUUUAACUUCCUCUAUGACGAGAAGGUGGGCUUAUCUGUUAUGAAUAUGCUUGGCUUUUCGUCAAGUGUAUAUUUCAUACAUAUAACAUGUUACUGAAAAUUCUUCCUUUUGCAUUACACACAAAUCCUCUGUCAGUACAGGCUCUACAGAGUACAUUAUGCCUAUCUUACGUGUUUUAUGCUACAGUGGCAGCUUAGUCAUUUGAAAGGUUGUACGCUUGACCACCACCAAGUUUAAGCUUCUUAUAUUUUCUAUGUCAGGCUUCACCUUGUCCCACACCGCGACCUUGUUCAUUCUGAAGAUUUUGUAUAACUUCUGCUUGUUGCCUGCACAAUUUUGUUAUAUAAUCGUAUACAUACGGAAGGUUGAAAGCUUUAUGCAAAUCGCGGACCGGUGUGCAUUUUGGAAAAUUUCCAAAGGUAUGCAAAAUCUUUUUAUGCAUGUGUUGCAAUUUUAAAAGUUACGUGUCUGCCGUAAGUUAUUACUGAUCUGAUCAGUGCCUUUUGGAACGUUAGUUUGAUGUCGGCGCCUAAACGCAGCGUCCAGACCGACUCGCGUAUUCACCCAGCCUCCUGUUCAUGGUUACCGUGGACUCUUUCUUCGUGAGGGGUUAAGCGGCCGGGGAGUGAAGCUGACCGCUCACACAUAUAUCUAGUGCCGAGGUCAAGAAUGGUGGAGCUACAUCUUCACUUCCCCAAAUGUCUUCAUGGCGAGGUACUGAAUUAAUUAAAUGCAGGAAGAAUUUGGCUAUAUGUCAUCCUUAGUACGUAGUUCUAAAUAUCACCAAAAAGUUACUUCGCCUUGUCGAGUUUUACCAAAGAACACGACGUCACUACCCACCAAAUUCAUUGAUACACAUUGCCUUCGGGAUCCCAGAGCUCACAUACACUGAAAGCUGUCAAGCAGUAGCCUAUCGAAUUAUAGUAUCGAGAUUCAUAAUUCUAGGUACUCGAUAAUGCAGCACACAAAAUUACCAGCCACUUGUUUUGAAGAUUAUUCAAACAAACAAAAAACUCCGUGAUUUUAGUCCGCAAGCGAACUAUACCGACCGAGCGACCGCC